Molecule: messenger RNA, 1801 nt
Organism: Hyla sarda
Lineage: Eukaryota; Metazoa; Chordata; Amphibia; Anura; Hylidae
Gene: FAIM2
Product: Fas apoptotic inhibitory molecule 2
Exons: 12
Coding region: 136-1071 (311 amino acids)
Biological process (GO): negative regulation of apoptotic signaling pathway
Cellular component (GO): membrane; Golgi apparatus; endoplasmic reticulum
Source: RefSeq, a predicted model, not a curated record
CCCUCCUGGAUUACGGAAGAAUGGUACAGUCCUGCAGGAUUUUGGAUGCUGCUAGAACGUACGUAGAGCAUCAUUGCUGCUUAUCCAGAGCUGAGCUGAGUGUCCAGAGCCGGAGAGAACGCAAAGUGCAGCAUUAUGACCCAAGGAAAGGUUUCUGUGAAUAACAAGCCCCCGGAGAGUGGAGGAGGUAAUGCAGAAAUGCAGUCAGUUACCAUGGCUCCUCAAGCCCCUCCUUCCUAUGAGGAAGCCACAUCAGAUGAGAAGAAGGCUGGUUUUCUUAAAACACCUCCAACUAUGACCCAAUAUCCCAACUGGACACAGGAGGACAUAGGCAGCAGCCCUGGCUACGGCAGUGCAGCCUAUACAGGAGACACCGAGAUGCUGACCUCAAUGAGCUGGGAGGAUGACAGAGUGCGACGGUCUUUUGUUAGGAAGGUGUAUUCAAUCCUUUCCUUACAGCUGCUGGUUACUGUGGCUUUUGUGGCUAUUUUUACCUUCAGUGACCCAGUUAAGGAUUAUGUUCAAGCAAACCCUGGUUGGUACUGGGCUUCCUAUGCUGUUUUCUUCACAACAUAUCUGGUUCUUGCCUGCUGCAGUGGACCAAGGAGGUACUUCCCAUGGAACCUGAUUCUCCUCAGUGUCUUCACUCUUUCCAUGUCAUACGUUACAGGGAUGUUAUCCAGCUAUUAUAACACCACGUCUGUGAUCCUUUGUCUCGGAAUUACUGCUCUUGUCUGCAUUGCCGUGACUUUAUUCAGCUUCCAAACUAAGGUUGAUUUCACUUCUUGUCAUGGUAUCCUUUUUACGCUUCUCAUGGUGCUUCUAUUCAGUGGACUUUUCCUUGUCAUCUUACUUCCAUUCCACUAUAUACCAUGGCUUCAUGCGAUCUACGCUAUUCUUGGGGCAAUAGUGUUUACCCUGUUUUUAGCAUUUGAUACUCAGAUGUUGAUGGGAAAUCGACGCUACACGCUGAGUCCUGAGGAGUAUAUUUUUGGAGCCCUCAACAUCUACUUGGACAUCAUCUACAUCUUUUCAUUCUUCCUCCAGUUGUUCGGCACAACUCAUGACUGAAGACUGUAAUACUGUAAAUAAAUAACCAUCUUCCAGGUGCCUGCUAAGUUUCAUUCAUUCAUAUUGCCUAGAUUAACAAUAUGGCAGCACACACUGAGAUCUCUUUCCACUCUAACAUACACACACAUAAUUGUAAUCUAAAUGAAUUAUCAGUCAGGCACAUACUAUGAAUAAAUAAAUGUUCUGUGUGAUCUAGAGACUCAGUAAUAUGCAAAGUAAUGAAAUUCAUUGGAGAGGAACAAUGUAUAUAUUACUUCGGAUUGGGUGUGGAGAGAUGUAGUCCUUGUUGGGUUGUUGUAUGAUGCACAGUAAAUUCCCAGUCCUAUCAAUUACAAAUAGGUUGUGCACGAAACUUGCCUGGUGUCAUAUGGUUGCCUUGGUAACUGUUCCGCCGAGAGUGGAAUGUGUCUCUCCAUGGAACAUCUAGGAGUACACUCUAAAUGAAUAGACCUUGGGCUGCAAUAUAAAUACAGUGCACGGACAAGAGUCUAAUUUGGUGGUAAUCAGCCUCGUCUUCCUCAUACAACCAUUAAACUGCUCUUGGUCUUUUUUAGAUUGUUAUUUAGUCAGUCAUGUAUUUCUUGUCAUCACCACUGACUAUCACACCAGCACGAUAAUGUGAAAUUAGUAAUGUGCAUGAUGUCUAUUUUUGUAUCCCAUCUUAGUUGUAGUUACAGUGAAUUACUAGCUGACAUGCAGAUUGAUACAAUAAAGACUUAUAUUCUUCUGA